AAUAUGGCCUUAUAACUUCUUUAAAAAUCUUAACAUUCCUGGCCCCAGACCACUUCCAUUCAUUGGAACGUUCCUUUAUAACAGGAAAAUCGAGUGGAUUUCCUUCAAAUGAUGAUGGAUUCUCAGGCAUCCAAUAAACACCACAGUUCAAAUGGAGUAGAUCAUGUCUACAAAGCACUGACAGAUGGUGAAAUUAUGUCUCAGUCCGUUCUCUUCAUAUUAGCUGGAUAUGAAACCACAAGCACUGCCCUCACAUACGUCGCUUACAACCUGGCCACCAACCCAGAUGCGCAGCAAAAACUGCAGCAGGAGAUCGAUGAAACCUUUCCCAACAAGGCUUCUGUGACAUAUGAUGCCUUGAUGCAAAUGGAAUACCUUGACAUGGUGAUAAAUGAAUCAAUGAGGUUAUACCCAAAUGCAGGACGCAUAGAAAGAAUCUGUAAGAAAACUAUUGAAAUAAAUGGAAUAAUAAUUCCCAAGGGAACGGUCAUUAUGGUACCCCUCUAUGCCUUGCACCGGCACCCAGAUCACUUUCCAGAGCCAGAAGAAUUCCGACCUGAAAGAUUUAGUAAAGAGAACAAAGAAACAAUGGAUCCAUAUGCUUUUAUGCCAUUUGGAACAGGCCCAAGGAACUGCAUUGGAAUGCGAUUUGCCCUCCUUAACAUGAAGCUGGCACUUGCAUCAUUACUGCAAAACUUCUCCAUUGAACCUUGCAAAGAAACUCCGAUCCCACUGAAAAUCUCGAAAACAGGCUUAAUGACCCCAGAAAAGCCUGUCUUUCUCAGAUUUGUCCACCGACCUAAUGCAAAAGCAACAUAAUGAAAUGACAACGGUUUUUAAGUAUAUCUGAUGACAUAUUCAUUUCAAAAGGCCUUCAUAGAAACACCAAAGCAGCUGCUAACAGUCCAGUAACACUGCAUAUCAUCACCUGGAUUCAUUUUUAAAUGUCAUUAGUUUAACACAAUGGAACAACUCAGGUAUGAUUGUAUCUGCAUAUUAGUGGUGUCAACCUGUGGCAGUACAGAGAUUACAUUUAAAGGUUCUGAAAUCAGGUACAAUAUUAUGGCUCCCUGUUGUUAUGUGAACAGAAUCAGGACUCCUGAAAGACUGUGAUGAAAGAAGAUAUUCCUAACCAGCAAGGCUGACAGCCAUGGACUCCGAAACAUGGAUUACAGCAAAUGGGAAAUCAUGUCAAUCUAACACAUUUGUCACGUGCUUCAAAUAUAUAUUACUUUGCAUGGUGUUUUGGAGCAAGCAGUCAUAUGUUUAUAUUCCUCUGUACCACAUUGCUUCCUUAUAUCUGCACUGAUUUUGUUUAUUAUAUUUGGCCUGUGUCUAUAUGUCUUCAGUCAUUUCUUUACACUAUAUUUAUGUCUGCUUUCUAACAGCAUGUACUGAAUCUUGAUUUAUUAAAACUAUUAUGUACUCUU
This is a messenger RNA of Protopterus annectens (West African lungfish), 1430 nucleotides long. RefSeq names its product cytochrome P450 3A9-like. The record is from RefSeq and is a predicted model, not a curated record. Gene Ontology annotation, molecular function: oxidoreductase activity, acting on paired donors, with incorporation or reduction of molecular oxygen; heme binding; iron ion binding. Lineage: Eukaryota; Metazoa; Chordata; Ceratodontiformes; Protopteridae.